This is a messenger RNA of Tarenaya hassleriana, 2971 nucleotides long. RefSeq names its product FT-interacting protein 1. Bases 660 to 2909 code for a protein of 749 amino acids. Lineage: Eukaryota; Viridiplantae; Streptophyta; Magnoliopsida; Brassicales; Cleomaceae. The record is from RefSeq and is a predicted model, not a curated record. The transcript is spliced from 3 exons.
UCUUUUCCCUUUCGGCCCUUUCUUCGUCGAGAAUUCUUUCGCUUUCUUUAUAUAUUCUCAUUGUAGCUUUAUUCUUCUGUGAACUGCCCAUUUGAUCUUCACCACACCCAGGAUUCUUCCUUCUGUGAAAAACCAUUUCCUUGUUCCUGUUCCUCUGUUAGGAGCUUCAAAGAGGAUCGUAUAUCAACUUCUGCAAUAUCUUCCUCCCGGUUCGUAGACAGUCCUUCACGUUUUCCAUACUGCAAGUCUGAUGGAACUCUUCAGUUGCAACUAAAUCUGGGUUUUCACUUCUUUAAUUUACAGGAAAAAGUUUCUAAAAUUUUAAAUAUUUUACAAAAUUUCAUAUUUUUCAUUUGGAUAAGGAUCUGUGUCAGUAUCGUGUCGCCCAAGAAACGUGUUCUUGUUCUGCAGUUUUUUCAGCUAACUCUGUUUCCGGUUUCUCCCCUCUGCAACUUUUACAUCCUCUGUUCUUCCCUGAAGUUUUGUCUCUUUCUUCAAUAUCUAUACACACACACACACACAUAUAUAUAUAUAUAUAUCAUUGUAAUUGACAGUUAUACAAUCAUUGCAUAUUUCUUAUUUCAAGAACCUGAAUUCAAGUCUCAGAGCAUUCAGGAUCAUACACAGAGGGAGAAUCCCAAGAACUUGAAAAACAAACCAUGAGCCAGAAAGAUGGAGGUAAGAGCCAAGAAGAUUACAAGCUUAAAGACAUGAAACCAGAGCUCGGAGAGAGAUGGCCGCACGGAGGAUUACGAGGUGGAAGCGGAUGGAUCAGCAGCGAACGAGCCGCCAGUACUUACGACCUCGUCGAGCAGAUGUUCUAUCUCUACGUCCGUGUCGUCAAAGCCAAAGACCUCCCUCCGAACCCUGUGACCGGAAACUGCGACCCUUACGUGGACGUAAAGCUCGGAAACUACAAAGGGAAGACGAAACAUUUCGAGAAAAGGACGAACCCCGAAUGGAACCAAGUCUUCGCCUUCUCCAAGGACAAGAUCCAGUCGUCCGUCGUCGAAGUUUUCGUUCGGGACAAGGAGAUGGUGACGAGGGAUGAUUACAUCGGAAAAGUCGUGUUCGACAUGAACGAGGUUCCUACUAGGGUUCCUCCCGAUAGCCCGCUUGCCCCUCAAUGGUACAGAUUGGAAGAUCGCAGAGGCGAGAGCAAGAAGAAAGGAGAGAUUAUGUUAGCUGUCUGGAUGGGGACACAAGCCGAUGAAGCGUUUCCCGACGCUUGGCAUUCGGAUGCUUCUUCCGUGCAAGGAGAAGGCGUUCAUAGCGUGAGAUCGAAGGUAUAUGUAUCUCCGAAACUAUGGUAUUUACGGGUUAACGUGAUCGAAGCUCAAGAUGCCGAACCGAGCGAUCGAACACAGUUGCCUCAAGCUUUUGUGAAGGUUCAGAUCGGGAACCAGAUACUGAAAACCAAGUUGUGUCCGAACAAGACAACGAAUCCGAUGUGGAACGAAGAUCUCGUCUUCGUGGCUGCGGAGCCGUUCGAAGAACAGUUCUACUUGACAGUCGAAAACAAGGUUUCGUCGGCGAAAGAUGAAGUGAUGGGCAGACUGAUCUUGCCUCUGACCGUUUUCGAGAAAAGAUUAGAUCACAGACCGGUUCAUUCCAAAUGGUUCAACCUCGAGAAAUUCGGGUUCGGGGCAUUGGAAGGAGACAAGAGACAUGAACUGAAAUUCUCGAGCAGGAUUCACUUACGGGUCUGCCUCGAGGGCGGAUACCACGUAAUGGACGAAUCGACUCUUUAUAUCAGCGAUGUUCGACCUACAGCUCGACAGCUGUGGAAGCAACCGAUCGGAAUUCUAGAGGUAGGAAUCUUGAGCGCGCAAGGGCUUUCCCCGAUGAAAACGAAAGACGGUAAGGCAACGACCGAUCCGUAUUGCGUGGCGAAAUACGGGCAGAAAUGGGUUAGGACAAGAACCAUCAUCGAGAGUUUCAACCCGAAGUGGAACGAGCAGUACACGUGGGAAGUAUACGACCCUUGUACCGUCAUUACACUCGGAGUUUUCGACAACUGCCAUCUAGGAGGGAGCGAAAAGGCGAACUCGGGGGGAGCAAAGGUCGAUUCGAGAAUCGGGAAAGUGAGAAUCCGGCUUUCGACACUCGAGGCCGACAGAAUCUACACUCAUUCGUACCCGCUCCUUGUUCUGCAAUCUAAAGGGUUGAAGAAAAUGGGAGAGCUCCAACUGGCCGUACGGUUCAAUUUUGGAAUUCCGCCGCUGAGGAAGGAAGUGGUGGAAUACAUGCUAGACGUGGAUUCGCACAUGUGGAGCAUGAGAAGGAGCAAAGCCAAUUUCUUCAGGGUGGUGUCCGUCUUCUCAGGGCUCAUCGCCAUGAGCAAGUGGCUGGGAGAUGUGUGCUACUGGAAAAACCCGGUGACGUCGAUCUUGUUCCACGUCCUCUUGUUCAUUCUGAUCUGUUACCCGGAACUGAUCCUGCCGACGUUGUUCCUGUACAUGUUCUUGAUCGGGGUCUGGAGCUUUCGGUUUAGGGCAAGACACCCUUCCCACAUGGAUACGAAGCUGUCGUGGGCGGAAGCUGCGACUGCGGAUGAGCUGGACGAGGAGUUCGACACUUUCCCGACGUCGAAGGGGCAGGACGUGGUGAAGAUGAGGUACGACAGGUUGAGAAGCGUGGCGGGUAGGAUCCAGAUGGUGGUCGGAGACAUUGCAACGCAGGGGGAGAGGCUUCAGGCGCUGCUGAGCUGGAGAGAUCCGAGGGGGACGUGCUUGUUCGUGCUGUUCUGUCUGGUGGCGGCGGUGGCGUUGUACGUAACGCCCUUCAAGAUAGUGGCGAUGGCUGCCGGAUUUUUCUGGUUGAGGCAUCCUAAGUUCAGAAGCAAGAUGCCCUCUGCUCCCACUAACUUCUUCCGCAGGUUACCCUCUCGUGCUGACAGUAUGCUCUGAGAAUUAAUUAAUUAAUUAAUUAAUUAUAAAUAAUCAUAUACAUUUUGUGUUCUUGAUUUAAA